This is a messenger RNA of Pteronotus mesoamericanus, 3369 nucleotides long. RefSeq names its product ADAM metallopeptidase domain 22 (gene ADAM22). Gene Ontology annotation, molecular function: metalloendopeptidase activity. The record is from RefSeq and is a predicted model, not a curated record. The coding region runs from base 189 to 3221 and encodes 1010 amino acids. Gene Ontology annotation, biological process: proteolysis. The transcript has 34 exons. Lineage: Eukaryota; Metazoa; Chordata; Mammalia; Chiroptera; Mormoopidae. Gene Ontology annotation, cellular component: postsynaptic density membrane.
CGCGGAGCACAAUGCAGCACUGAGGCAGCGCCGCGGUGGAGGCUGCAGCGCCACGGCCGCUGCAGCACCGGCCGGGGCUGGGAAGGGGCGGCCCAGGCAAACCGGGGGGCGCCGGACGAGGGAGCCGGACCGGCUGCCCGGGCAUGAGGAGCUGAGCGUUUCCAGCGAGGCGGGCUGACGGGAGCACCAUGCGGGGAGCGGCUGCGUCCGUGCCCUUGCUGCUGCUCUGCGCACUGGGGACCUGCCCCCCGGCGCGCUGCGGCCGGGCAGGAGACGCCUCGUUGACGGAGUCGGAGAGGAGGAACGAAAACCGCUUCCUGGAGCGCCAGAGCAUCGUGCCACUCCGGCUCAUCUACCGCUCUGGCGGCGAAGAUGAAACUGGGCACGACGCGCUGAACACACGGGUGCGGGGCGACCCUGGCGGCGCUCAGUUGACUCAUGUUGACCAGGCAAGCUUCCAGGUUGAUGCCUUUGGAACAUCAUUUAUUCUUGAUGUCAUGCUAAACCAUGACUUGCUGUCCUCCGAAUACAUAGAGAGACACAUUGAACAUGGAGGGAAGACUGUGGAAGUUAAAGGAGGAGAACACUGUUACUACCAGGGCCACAUCCGAGGAAACCCUGCCUCAUUUGUUGCCUUGUCAACAUGCCACGGACUUCAUGGGAUGUUCUAUGAUGGGAACCAUACCUAUCUCAUUGAGCCAGAGGAAAAUGACACCUCCCAAGCGGAUUUCCAUUUUCAUUCGGUUUACAAAUCCAGACUCUUUGAAUUUCCUUUGGAUGAUCUUCCAGCUGAAUUCCAACAAGUAAGCAUCACUUCACCAAAAUUUAUUUUGAAGCCAAGACCCAAAAGGACUAAGCGGCAGCUCCGUCGACGUCCUCGAAAUGUAGAGGAGGAAACCAAGUACAUUGAACUGAUGAUUGUGAACGACCAUCUCAUGUUUAAAAAACAUCGGCUUUCAGUUGUACAUACCAAUACGUAUGCAAAGUCUGUGGUGAACAUGGCGGAUUUAAUAUACAAAGACCAACUUAAAACAAGGAUAGUGUUGGUUGCCAUGGAAACCUGGGCAGCUGACAACAAGUUUGCCAUAUCUGAAAAUCCAUUGAUCACCUUACGUGAGUUUAUGAAAUACAGAAGGGAUUUUAUCAAAGAGAAAAGUGAUGCAGUUCACCUUUUUUCGGGAAGUCAAUUUGAGAGUAGCCGGAGCGGGGCAGCUUAUAUUGGUGGGAUUUGCUCGUUGCUGAAAGGAGGAGGCGUGAAUGAAUUUGGGAAAACUGAUUUAAUGGCAGUUACACUUGCCCAGUCAUUAGCCCAUAAUAUUGGUAUUAUCUCAGACAAAAGAAAGUUAGCAAGUGGUGAGUGUAAAUGUGAGGACACGUGGUCUGGAUGCAUAAUGGGAGACACUGGCUAUUAUCUUCCUAAGAAGUUCACCCAGUGUAAUAUUGAAGAGUACCAUGACUUCUUGAAUAGUGGGGGUGGCGCUUGUCUUUUCAACAAACCUUCCAAGCUUCUGGAUCCUCCUGAGUGUGGUAAUGGCUUCAUUGAAACUGGAGAGGAGUGUGACUGUGGGACCCCGACAGAAUGUGUCCUUGAAGGAGCAGAGUGUUGUAAGAAAUGCACCUUGACUCAAGACUCUCAAUGCAGUGAUGGUCUGUGUUGUAAAAAGUGCAAGUUUCAGCCUCUGGGAACUGUGUGCCGAGAAGCAGUAAAUGAGUGUGACAUUCAUGAAACAUGCUCAGGAAAUUCAAGUCAGUGUGCCCCAAAUAUUCAUAAAAUGGAUGGGUAUUCAUGUGAUGGUGUUCAGGGGAUUUGCUUUGGAGGAAGAUGCAAAACCAGGGAUAGACAAUGUAAAUACAUCUGGGGGCAAAAGGUGAUGGCAUCAGACAAAUACUGCUACGAGAAAUUAAAUAUCGAAGGGACGGAGAAGGGUAACUGUGGGAAAGACAAAGACACGUGGAUACAGUGCAACAAACGGGAUGUGCUUUGUGGUUACCUUUUAUGUUCCAAUAUUGGUAAUAUUCCAAGGCUCGGAGAACUUGAUGGUGAAAUCACGUCUACUUUAGUUGUACAGCAAGGAAGAACAUUAAACUGCAGUGGUGGGCAUGUUAAGCUUGAAGAAGAUGUAGAUCUUGGCUAUGUGGAAGAUGGGACACCUUGUGGUCCUCAAAUGAUGUGCUUAGAGCACAGGUGUCUUCCUGUGGCUUCCUUCAAUUUUAGUACUUGCUUAAGCAAUAAAGAAGGCGCUGUUUGUUCAGGAAAUGGAGUGUGCAGCAAUGAGCUGAAGUGUGUGUGUAACAGACAUUGGACCGGUGCUGACUGCAGCACUUACUUCCCUCACAAUGACGAUGCAAAGACUGGCAUAACUCUGUCUGGCAACGGUGUUGCUGGUACCAAUAUCAUAAUAGGCAUAAUUGCUGGCACCAUUUUGGUGCUGGCCCUCAUAUUAGGAAUAAUUGCGUGGGGUUAUAAAAACUAUCGAGAACAGAGACAGUUGCCCCAGGGAGAUUAUGUAAAAAAGCCUGGAGAUGGCGACUCUUUUUAUAGCGACAUUCCUCCUGGAGUCAGCACAAACUCAGCAUCUAGUUCUAAGAAGAGGUCUGCUUUUCUGUCGCAUUUUCAGAUUUCUACCUGUUCCAUCACACAUUAUUCCAUUAGUCAGAACAUUUCAUUAUUUUGCAGCAGGUCAAAUGGACUCUCUCAUUCUUGGAGUGAAAGGAUUCCAGACACAAAACAUAUUUCAGACAUCUGUGAAAAUGGGCGACCUCGAAGUAAUUCUUGGCAAGGUAACCUAGGAGGCAACAGAAAGAAAAUCAGAGGCAAAAGAUUUAGACCUCGGUCUAAUUCAACUGAGAGGGAGCCCCAAGCACCUGAGCCUGGGCACUCCCUCGCCCAGACAGUCCCAUCCCAAGGCAUAAGCCCAGGGGGCUCUGACAGCCCCCAGGCAGGGGGUCUGGAUCACAGGUAUUUAAACCCAUGGUUCAAAAGAGACUAUAAUGUAGCUAAGUGGGUAGAAGAUGUGAAUAAAAACACUGAAGGACCAUACUUUAGCUCCCAAGAUGGCCAACGUCAGGAAGACAGGACUUUAUCUCCUGCCAAGUCUCCUUCUUCAUCAACUGGGUCUAUUGCCUCCAGCAGAAAAUACCCCUACCCAAUGCCUCCACUUCCUGAUGAGGAGAAGAAAGUGAAUCGACAAAGUGCCAGGCUAUGGGAGACAUCCAUUUAAGAUCAACUGUUUACAUGUGAUACAUCGAAACUGUUUACUUCAACUUUUAUAGAAACCCAGCCUCAUGGAAUCACUGCAAAUCUAUCUGCUCUUCAGACGAUACAAACACCCUCAGAGAUGCCACAAGCGAGGAGAAGCCCAGUCUCAC